This is a messenger RNA of Didymodactylos carnosus, 438 nucleotides long. NCBI's taxonomy places the organism in Eukaryota, Metazoa, Rotifera, Eurotatoria, Philodinida, Philodinidae. The record is from the annotation of a GenBank genome assembly.
AUGGAUAGUAAGUUUUCUCGUUUAAAACAAUUCGUUAGUGAAUCAAAAAAUGGUGGAAUUCAUGACGAUGAUAAUCAUUCUUCUUUCACAUGGACACGUUCAAUAUUUUCACGAGAUGUUUUCAAUACGAAUAUGAAUCAAUUCAAUAAAUUCAUACGACGAUCACGUUCUUCACUCUUCGGAGGAUAUGAAGGUGAUUUCAUAUCAACAAAGGGCGAUAGUUAUGAUAUGAGUACCCUUUUAAAACAAGGAGAAAAUGAUCCAAUCUUACCAACAUUAAGUAAAAAACAGCGUAUACUUGGAUUUAUGGGAUUUUUAUUAAUGGGAAUAUUCUGUAUGGGAUUAGCCACAUUGUAUAUACCAGUUAUUGUGUUUAAAGCAAGAAAAUUUGCAUUAUUAUUUUCAUUUGGUAGUCUAUUCUUUCUAUUGAGGUAUUAA